Messenger RNA from Limanda limanda (common dab), 297 nucleotides. RefSeq names its product progonadoliberin-1. Gene Ontology annotation, molecular function: hormone activity. The record is from RefSeq and is a predicted model, not a curated record. Gene Ontology annotation, cellular component: extracellular region. Gene Ontology annotation, biological process: multicellular organism development. Bases 1 to 297 code for a protein of 98 amino acids. Lineage: Eukaryota; Metazoa; Chordata; Actinopteri; Pleuronectiformes; Pleuronectidae. The transcript is spliced from 4 exons.
AUGCACAGAAAGAUGGCUGUGAAAACCUUGUCAGUGUGGCUGCUCCUCUUGGGGACGUUGGUGCCUGAGCUCUGCUGUCAGCACUGGUCAUACGGACUGAGCCCAGGAGGGAAGAGGGAACUGGACAGUCUUUCUCAAACUCUGGGCAAUGUAGUUGAGGAGUUCCCUCGUGUGGACUCAGCUUGCAGCGUUCUGGGUGGUGCAGAGGAAUCCCCUUUUGCUGGAAUUUACAGAAUUAAAGGAUUCCUUGGCAGCAUCACUGACAGGGGGAACGGACGAAGAACAUAUAAGAAAUGA